Molecule: messenger RNA, 2736 nt
Organism: Symbiodinium natans
Lineage: Eukaryota; Dinophyceae; Suessiales; Symbiodiniaceae
Source: the annotation of a GenBank genome assembly
AUGGCGAGCCUGUGGCUUGUGUUUUUUUUGGCCUUCUUGCUGCUACUGGUGUUCUUGAAGCGCAGCUGGUCCCUUUUGAGGCCGCGCAGAGGAUGGUGCAGUUCGCACCUUGAGUACGCCUUGGCUUUGCGGUCUGCGCUGGUCUACGUGGCCAUCGGUGCAGUGCCGUUGCUGUUUCCCUGUUCAGAAAGGUCUGCCAACGCGUCACUCAAAGGCUGGGACAGAUGCCCAGCAAGCAGCUACAGCUUGGUACCGACCAACAUCAUGCGGAUCUAUCAUCAUCUUCCCUUCUGGUAUUCCUUCUUGGUAACCCCGCACCUUGGCAGCCUGGUCAGUGGCAUCUAUGAUGCGCUGCUGGGCGCUGCAACUGGGCUUUGCAUGGCGAGCCUCCUGAACCUGAUCAUGCCUGGUGGUGCAGGUGGCGUCAACUAUUUACCUGAAGAAUACUUCAGCAAGGCCUGGUUGCCAUUUGGGUACCACAGCUUGGGCGCCAUCGCCUUCGCCGUGUGCUCAACAUACGCCCUUUUCUUUAGCUCCACACCUGUAGGCCAGAAGCAAUACGCGUUGGGAGUGUUUUCAGAGUUUCUGAUUCCAUUCAUGAAUCCUCGGACGACAUCUGGCUUCCGAGCUGUCCUGUGGGAUUGGGAAUUCACCUGGAACUGGAACGGAAUUGCCAUGUGUGGCUUCUGGCUCGUUGCCCUUGCCGUUCUGUUGGCCAUCCCAUCUGUUGGUCUCCUCCCCUGGAGCCGGGAAUCUGUGCGCAGACACAGCUGUCUGUGGUGUGCAGCUACUGAGUUGGCACAGCUGGCAGAGGACACCGCCGGCUGCUUGGAGUACCUGAUGACGAUCCUCCAGCAAGAAGCUUGGAAGUUCUCCUUCCACGCUGACAGUUCCAACUUCUACAUCCGGCAGCUGGGAAAGCGCCGGACGACUGCUGAGGCUCUCUUGGAGCAGGUCGUUUGGGAGUCCUGGGCAUCCGCUCCCAUGCGGGUGCAACACAAGCAUCUGCGGCAGGUAGCUGCUUUCCUGCGCCAGCUGCGCCAACUCCUCCGCAUCCAGAGCGGCUUGAUGCGGUAUCUUGGGCAGUCUACUGCAAAGGGCGAGCAGCAGCUAGUCGAGGACUUCGUGCUCGCCUGCAGCGAGGGCCUUGCCGCGGUAGCUCACGACUGCCGGCACAAGGCGGAUCUCAGCUUGGAGACGCGUCAAGAGCUUCAGCGCCUCGCGAAGAAGGCAGACGAAGUCUUGUGCAAGGCGCUGGCGAAGCAUGCCAAACCUGAGAAUGCAUCUUCGGCUGAAAUGGCCUUCCUUGACCAGCUGCGCUCCUGGCCCGCCACCUUCAACGACUUUGAAUCGUGCCAUCAGGAUGCGGCCCCAGGUGGGCAGAAGGACUCGAGAACCCGCCACUGGUUUGCUCUCCGAAACACCGUCUCCUGGACUUUGGCUCUCCUUUGGUCCGUCUAUUCCCGGGACUACAGCAUGGGUUGUGUGGUUGCCACAUCCUUUAUUUUUUCGGAGACAUCUGGCUCCUCCUUUGACACGAACAUGAAUCGGAUUCUGGGGGUCGGCAUGGGGCUGGCUGUGGGAAAUGUUCCCGCCAUCUUGAUUCUGAGUGGGACUGGGGCAGAAGCAAACCUCAGCCUCACUUCCACCUCCUCCUUGCUGCGCAUCUUUGCAUAUUUCGUCGUGAUGUUCAUCAUGUGGACGCUGGCAAUGUAUGGGUAUCUGGCUCCGGGCUCCAAGUACUACCGGGCCUGUCUUCUCUGGGUCGGCUACGGCGGGGUGCAGAUGCUGAGGCACCUCCCGCAUUUUGACCAGCCCGAUGCCGAGUUGUUCAUGGCGAUCCUGGACAACAUUGUGGCCAUCAUGGUGGUCUUCAUGGUGGACAUGGUCUUUGCCUAUGUCCAGGGCAACAGCACCGAGGAGCAGGUCAAGGCAGCUGUGACGCGUUGCGCUCAGCACGUUGCGAGCGCCAUCGAGGCGCUGAAGGUAGGCAAGGUGACGGACUUGGACCUUGACCCGCUCCAGAAGGACAUAAAGGUCGCUCGGUUCUGGGACUCGGAGAUCCAGAAAGAAGGCCUCAUUUGGACCAGACUCUGGCAGCCGCCAUACAAGGCAGACUCUGUCCCGACACUGCUGGACCAUUUCGAUGAGGUCUAUGUUUGGGUCUCAGCACUGCAGAACAGCGCCAAGCGCUGUGAAAGCACGAAGCACGCGGCCAAGUUGGUGAAGGACAUUUUGCCCUCCAGUGAGGCGGACCGAUGUCACACCUUCGUCCGAGCAAUCAAGCUAGUGCUCCAGGGCUUGGACGAGUCGCUACAUGAGCUGCACCCUUUACUGGAAGAGCCCAAUCAGAAGAUGGGCCUCGCGUUUAUGUCCUCUCAAAACCUUUGCAACUUGCUUCAAGGGGAAGCCACCCCCUCUUCCACCAAAGCUGCUUUCUCCCUUCUGGAUGGCAUCAACCUCUUCGACGAUGCCCACGAACGCGCUCCCGAAGUGGCCGCCGGCGAGGCGGUAAAGUGGAGCGCCAAGGCCCUGCGCGUCACCCUGCAGCGGAUCGGGGGCCUCAUCGCAGCGGGCUCUGCCCUGGCAGCACGAGACUGGCGGGCCCACCGGGCCCAGGCGCGUUCUGGGGCCGAGGUGGCCGAGGCCUCCUUGGACGACCUGGAUGCCAACUCCCUGCUCACCGUGCCGAGGCUGCGGCAGCGCUUGAGGAAGUCCCAGACCAGCAUGUUUUAA